This is a messenger RNA of Megalops cyprinoides (Indo-Pacific tarpon), 995 nucleotides long. RefSeq names its product peptidylprolyl isomerase B (cyclophilin B) (gene ppib). The transcript is spliced from 5 exons. The record is from RefSeq and is a predicted model, not a curated record. NCBI's taxonomy places the organism in Eukaryota, Metazoa, Chordata, Actinopteri, Elopiformes, Megalopidae. Gene Ontology annotation, molecular function: peptidyl-prolyl cis-trans isomerase activity. Bases 80 to 730 code for a protein of 216 amino acids. Gene Ontology annotation, biological process: protein folding; protein peptidyl-prolyl isomerization. Gene Ontology annotation, cellular component: intracellular membrane-bounded organelle.
GGAUAUACGGCGUUUUUUUCACUGGGCUAUACAGUAAGAUACAUAUUUCGCCGCCACGGCUUCCUUUCGUUUGCGUUUCAUGUUACGGAUCUGCGAGAGAAGGAUGAAGUUGCUUUUCGCCAUUGCGAUCAUCGCCGGUUCGGUGAUUUUUCUCCUUUUCCCCAGCGGAUCCGAAGCCGAGGAGAAAAAGAAAGGACCAAAAGUCACGGCCAAGGUUUACUUUGAUAUCAAAAUUGGAGACGAGGAUGCUGGCCGGAUUGUCAUUGGAUUAUUUGGGAAAACUGUCCCCAAGACUGUUGAAAACUUUGUCACACUGGCAACCGGAGAGAAAGGAUUUGGCUACAAAAACAGCAAGUUCCACCGCGUGAUCAAAGACUUCAUGAUUCAGGGAGGAGAUUUCACCAGAGGAGACGGCACUGGAGGAAAGAGCAUCUACGGGGACCGUUUCCCUGAUGAGAACUUCAAGCUGAAGCACCAUGGCCCGGGCUGGCUGAGCAUGGCCAAUGCUGGGAAGGACACCAAUGGAUCACAGUUCUUCAUCACCACCGUCCAGACACCCUGGCUGGAUGGGAAGCACGUGGUCUUUGGCAAGAUCCUGGAGGGGAUGGAUGUUGUGAGGAAAAUCGAAGGCACCAAGACAGACGGCAGGGAUAAGCCUCUCAAGGACGUCACCAUCCACGACUGUGGCAAAAUUGAAGUGGAGAAGCCAUUUGCUGUUGCAAAGGAGUGAAUGUGGGGGGAAAUGGGAUUGUGGCUUUGGGGGGUUUUGCCAGUAUGGCGAAUUCUAGGCGGGUAUUUACCGAAGGGCUGUCACCACUAGCCCUGAGGCUCUGUAUGGGUUCCCCUGAUUGGACAACCCAGACUCUCCUCUGGAUUUGUGUGGCUGCUGUGCCUAUCCAAUGAGCACACUAAGUUAGUCCACUUUUUUAAAAAAAGGCAUUCAGAACUGUUGUCCAACCUUUUGUAAACAACUUCAAUAAAGGAUCAAGGUUGUU